CCUCCUUCCCUCCCCUCGGCUGGAGCUGCAGCUGCUGCAGUCAUGGCUGCUGAUGGGAUUGAUGAACGUUCUCCCCUCAUCUCUCCACAUUCUGGCAAUGUCACCCCUAACGCACCUCCUUACAGCCAGGAGAGCAACCUGCGGGCUGAAUUACCACCUCCAUAUACAGCGAUCGUCAGCCCAGAUGCCAGUGGCGUUCCUGUAAUAAACUGCCGUGUGUGCCAGUCCCUUAUUAAUCUGGACGGGAAGCUUCAUCAGCAUGUUGUGAAGUGCACAGUCUGCAAUGAGGCUACGCCAAUCAAAACCCCUCCCUCAGGGAAGAAAUAUGUCAGGUGUCCCUGUAAUUGUCUCCUCAUCUGCAAGGAUACCUCACGGCGAAUAGGAUGCCCCCGACCUAACUGCAGACGUAUUAUUAAUCUGGGUCCAGUGAUGUUGAUCCCUGAAGAGGAGCCUGCCCAGCCCGCUCUACCAGUGCAGCCAGAGGGGACCAGAGUGGUGUGUGGUCACUGUGGAAAUACCUUUCUGUGGAUGGAGCUGAGGUUCAACACUUUGGCAAAAUGCCCACACUGCAAGAAAAUAUCUUCUGUAGGGAGUGCACUACCACGCAGACGCUGCUGCGCGUACAUAACAAUGGGAAUGAUAUGCAUUUUUAUAGGCGUUGGCCUAACUGUUGGCACACAAGAUUUCGCCAGACGGUUCCACGCAACAUAUGUCUCCUGGGCAGUCGCUUACCUCUUAGGCUUAGUCUGUCUUGUUCGGGCUUGCUACUGGGGAGCCAUUAAAGUUAGCUAUCCAGAACACACCUUUGCAUAGAAUUGUCUACAGUCCAACAUAUCAUGUUAUUUACAGCUAAAGAUUCUGGAAAUUCUCUUACUUUUAACCACUAAAUGGCUGGAUUUACCUCCAAACUGUACAAUGAAGGACUCUUCAGCCUUGAACCCAUGAAAGGGAAUGUCCACCCUAGUGUGUGGGGCUAUUUGUCAUGUCAUCUACCCCCAUACUAUUAGAAUAGGCACAGUACCCACUUGCACUUAUGCAUUUACUAAGCUACAGUCCACCACAGGUUAUAUUUCCAGGUUUGGGUGCCUGAAAAUUUCUCAAGGUGCGGAUGUGAGAUGGUGGCAUGAGUGCGUGGUUUCUGAGACAGUUGAGCUAGGGGGUGGACAUUCUAUCAAAACCUCAAUGUUGGAAUCCCUUUUGCUGUUGAAUUGCAGGCUGGUGUAUGCUGGCUGUUGAAGGUCUGAGCAUACCGAGACCUGUAUAUCAACCAGCCUGCGGGCAGCCUAGGCCAAUGUGAAGGCUUACUAUCCAUGUUCAUUAUGGGGAGGGAUGCUUUUUUUGACCGGAGGCAGUUGUACAUGAGCUGAAUACCAUUGCACUACAUAAUAUGCAACUUAGUUUUGUUUGCGCUGCUAGAUUUCGAAGCUCUGAGUAUCUCAGCUGUUUACAUGUUCCAGCAUCUGUCCAUUGUACUGUUUAAUGCUUCCAGCGUGCUAUGUUUUAACUAGUUGUUUUCUCUUUUUUUAUUCAUCUGUGCCAUGGGUAUUGUGCAGCUAUACCAGAAUAAUACCAUAUUUAUAAAUGUUUACACUGCGGCUUCAAGUCUCUAGUUCAGGCUCCAGAUUGGUCAUAUUGCAGCUGUGGCUGUGGCGGUCCAUGCACCAGCUUCCCCCUUACUUUUACAGACUGGCGCAGGGAUGGGUCCUGGAUAGCUCAGUGAUCAUGUGGUCUCUAUUAGCAGUGAACAUACUGUAGAUUAUCUGUAUAAAGUAUGAGUGUUCGAAUGAGGCCUUACUGUAUAGAAGUAGUGUGUUUUUAGUUUUUAAUGAAAAGUGCAUUAGGGUUUACUAAUUUCAGGACACGGCUGUUGUAACGGAGGGUGCAAAUUUGACUCAAGUGUGAAUUGUCAUUAACCCCUUACCAUCCCUUACUUAUACUCCUUCUAUUCUUUGCAUCAAGAAAUGCACCAGUUAUAGAAACUGCUGUGAGCUCCCCCUAGUGGUGGGUUCAGGCACCACUCAUUUUAAGGCAAUCUGUCAGUCCUGUAUGCAGAACUGUCAGCAAAACUGCUGACAGAUUCCCUUAAAGGAAUAAUUAGAAAAACAGAGCCAAUCUCUUCACAAAACGGCACCACACCUGUCCUCAAGUUGUUUUUGGUAUUGCAGCUCUGUUCUAUUGAAGCGAAUGGAGCCAGGUUGUAAUACCACACACAACCUAAGGACGGGCAUGGUUCUCCUUUUUGGAAAAAAUAUUUCUAUUGGACAAAAAGGCUAGAAAGUUGGAGAUUCACAGAACUAACACCGUAUAAAUAUAAAUAAUGCAGAUUUUACGUAGGUGGCUAUGAGGUCCCCUUAUACGCUGAUCGUUGGGGCAUUACCUGACUACAUAAAUGAUCAGGUUGUCCCUGCUCUGGCUAUAUUUUAGAUUUAUUAUUCUCAUUGCACAGCAACAUGUAAUACUGCUAAUUCUUUAGGGUUUUCCCACAAUGAGGACUGUCGCAACUGCAUUUUGUUGAUCCUUUAAGCAAAGGAUGCAAUAAAAUUGGGAGAAUAUAGUAUACAACAAUUCUGGAUAGCUUUUAAGAGUAUAGUCACAGCUAUAUGACAAAGCAAUAACCCUAUAUGUUAUUGCUUUAACGUGUCUUAGGGCCUUGUUCACACACACUAUAAAGAGAGCUUCAUCGCUCAGUCCGUCGGAAGGACAGUAAAUGAGUAGAGAAAAAAAACUGCAUGUAAGGCAAAGGGAUCCAUCAGGACCCGCCGAUAUCAAUUGUGCUUUGACACGUUUAAAGCCCGUUCGGUGAAAAAACAAAACAAUAACAACCCGUUCAGGGUUAGAGCACUACGACCACGUGAACUAAGCUUAACAAAAGUAUUUCACACCUCCGUCUGAGCUCCGUUUGGGUGUUCUGUCAGACACAAACAACGGAGCUGGACAGUCAGUUGUACAACAGAAGCCAAUGGGUCCCAUUAAAGGGGUAGUCCAGUGGUGAAAAACGUAUCCCCUAUCCUAAGGAUAGGGGAUAAGUUUGAGAUCGCGGGGGUCCGACCGCUGGGGCCCCCUGCGAUCUCUCUGUACGGGGGC
Molecule: messenger RNA, 3084 nt
Organism: Hyla sarda
Lineage: Eukaryota; Metazoa; Chordata; Amphibia; Anura; Hylidae
Gene: PIP4P2
Product: phosphatidylinositol-4,5-bisphosphate 4-phosphatase 2
Exons: 7
Coding region: 43-813 (256 amino acids)
Biological process (GO): phosphatidylinositol dephosphorylation
Cellular component (GO): phagocytic vesicle membrane; plasma membrane; late endosome membrane
Molecular function (GO): phosphatidylinositol-4,5-bisphosphate 4-phosphatase activity
Source: RefSeq, a predicted model, not a curated record